Lotus japonicus is the source of this 2120-nucleotide messenger RNA. Its product is annotated as cysteine-rich receptor-like protein kinase 25. Gene Ontology annotation, biological process: protein phosphorylation. The record is from RefSeq and is a predicted model, not a curated record. Bases 86 to 2008 code for a protein of 640 amino acids. The transcript has 7 exons. Lineage: Eukaryota; Viridiplantae; Streptophyta; Magnoliopsida; Fabales; Fabaceae. Gene Ontology annotation, molecular function: ATP binding; protein kinase activity.
GUCUUUGAAGAUAGAUAGAAACCUAUUGCUGCAUAUAAUACUUCUCAGUGUUUUAAAACGUUAAGCACAAAGAUUCUCCCAAAACAUGUCUUCCUCAUUCACUCUUAGACUCUUUUCAACUCUUCUCUUCUGCAUACUUGCCUUCCUCUUCUUUUCACCUACUGAAACAACAUCAACUUUCAGCCAUUACAACUGCACAAGCAAGGACACGUUUAGUCCCAAUAGCACUUACCAAUUCAACUUAGACACACUCUUAUUUGCACUUUUGUCCAAAGCUGCUGAUAUCACAAACCAUGGCUUCUACAACACCACAAUUGGUGGAACAAACACUUCGAACACUAUUUAUGGCCUCUUCAUGUGUAUUGGACACAUAGAACACUGUGGAGAAUGUGUGAGUAACUCCAUCAAGACACUUGCUUCAAUGUGUGCCUUCAAUAAAGAAGCUAUAAUUUGGUCUGAUCAAUGCUUGGUUCGGUAUUCGAACCGGUCUUUCUUCAACACUAUGGAGGAAUGGCCAUCAUUCUGUGUGGAGAACAUGAAGGAUAAUCAAGGCCUGUUGAGUAGCUUUAACAAAGUGCUAAGUUCCCUGAUGGAGGAUCUUUUAACUCAAGUUGGUGAAGCUUCAAUUGGUUCUGAAAAAUUUGUUGUUAACAAAACAAUUUUCUCUGAGGACAAAUUCUUGUUUGGUCUUGCUCAAUGCAUCCCAAGCCUUUCCAAGGAUAAGUGCAAGAAGUGCCUAAGGGAUGCCAUGGCUUAUCUUAAAACCACAUGUGCAAGAGGCAAGAUAGGAGGAAGUGUUCUGUAUCCAAGUUGUAUUGUUAGAUAUGAUUCUUAUUCAUUUUUCCCACUACCUAAAGGGGGGAAAAGGGGGCAUAGAGCACUAGCAUAUGUCAUAAUAUUUCAUGGACUUAUUCCAGUUACGAUUCUCUGUUUUGGGUGCUACUAUCUGCUACAUAGGAAAGCAAGGAAGAUUUUCAAGUGUCAAAAAGAAAAUUUUGGGGAAGAGAUUACACCAGAAAUGAACUCUUUGCAAUUUGAUUUGGCCACAAUUCAAGUAGCUACAAACAAGUUCUCUGAAGAUAACAAGAUAGGGGAAGGUGGUUUUGGAGAAGUUUACAAGGGUAUGUUUCCUAAUGGACAUGAAAUUGCAGUAAAGAGGCUCAUAAGGAAGUCCAGUCAAGGAGCUAUAGAAUUCAAGAAUGAGGCUUUGUUAAUAGCCAAGCUUCAACACAGAAAUCUUGUGAGAAUGUUAGGAUUUUGCAUGGAAAGGAAUGAGAAGAUACUCAUUUAUGAGUUUAUGCACAACAAAAGCCUUGAUUACUACCUAUUCAGCCCUGGAUACCAUAGAAGACUUACUUGGCCUGAACGUUACAAGAUCAUAAGAGGAAUUGCGCGAGGUAUUCUUUAUCUGCAUGAGGACUCUCAUCUCAAAAUCAUACACUGCGAUCUUAAACCCAGCAACAUCUUGUUAGAUGACAGAAUGGUUGCAAAGAUAUCAGAUUUUGGCUUGGCAAGGAUUGUUGCCAUAGAUCAAAUGCAAGGAAAUACUAGUAUAAUUGCUGGGACAUAUGGUUACAUGUCUCCUGAAUAUGCAAUGCUAGGCCAAUUUUCAGUAAAAUCUGAUGUAUUCAGCUUUGGAGUCAUAGUUCUAGAGAUUGUUAGUGGAAAAAGAAAUGUUAACUUUAAUGGGGUAGAUUCCAUUGAUGACCUCUUGAGCCAUGCUUGGAAGAAGUGGUGGGAUAAUAAGCCAUUGGAAUUGUUGGAUCACACAUUAGCACACUCAUUUUCAGAAAAAGAAGUGAAUAGAUGCAUACAAAUUGGUCUACUGUGUGUACAAGAAAACCCGGAUCAAAGGCCUACAAUGGCAACAAUUGCUUUGUAUUUCAACUGUGAUUCAAUGGAUCUGCCAUUACCUCAAGAGCCAGCAUUUUUCAUGCGUGGAAGAACAGAACCAAAGAUGGCUAUUAAGGAAUCAGAGUCAAGACUACCUAGAAAAUUGUCCUAUUAAUUAAAAGUUGAUAUGUCAAAUAUACCCUAAAUGAUAUAAUUAUUACAUAAGCAGUGUCAGCAUGAAUUUCACGGGUAUUUCUAUUUUAUUAUAUACUUUAAUUUUAACAUGC